Molecule: messenger RNA, 678 nt
Organism: Aethina tumida (small hive beetle)
Lineage: Eukaryota; Metazoa; Arthropoda; Insecta; Coleoptera; Nitidulidae
Product: ejaculatory bulb-specific protein 3-like
Exons: 2
Coding region: 272-661 (129 amino acids)
Source: RefSeq, a predicted model, not a curated record
UGUUAAUUAUAUGCCAGUUACGAUAAUUAUAAAUUUAAAUUUGAUCGAUUUACAAGAAUUAAGAGUUAAUCCAAAAUAUUCUUCGAGGUUGUUUAUACUAACGCAGUUUUUGUUAUGGCUUAAACUGGUUGCCCUUACAUUUUUUAUAUGCAUAUUUUUAAGAUUUCCGCCAAAAAUUCCCACCAUUAUUUUUUCAUUUUUGUUAUAAAUACAAAGAGAAGAAAACAAUUAAUUAAUUGAUUAUAUCCAAAGCUAUAAUCUAAUACUAAACAUGAAGGUUGUGCUAGUUUUUGUCUUCGUCUGUUUUUUGGGACUUAGUCAUUCGUUCCCACAGGAAAAGUACACCAACAAAUACGACAACAUUAAUUUAAGCAGCAUCCUCAGCAACGACAGACUAGUUAAUCAGUAUAUCAAUUGUGUUUUGGGAAAAGGAAAAUGCACAGCCGAAGGAACAGAACUUAAAAAAUACCUUCCCGACGCAAUUAGGACAAACUGUGAAAAGUGCUCAACAUUGCAACAGUCAGCAGCUAAAAGGGUCCUCCUACACCUUGCCCACAACAAAAGACCGCAAUUCGACGAGCUCAUCAAAAAAUACGAUCCCGAGGGAGUCUACAGAUCAAAAUACAGGGCACAAUACGAAAGUGAAGGCAUUGUUUUUUAAAUUAAUUCAAUUAGCAU